Messenger RNA from Trichechus manatus latirostris (Florida manatee), 845 nucleotides. RefSeq names its product glutathione S-transferase-like. The transcript has 5 exons. NCBI's taxonomy places the organism in Eukaryota, Metazoa, Chordata, Mammalia, Sirenia, Trichechidae. Gene Ontology annotation, biological process: glutathione metabolic process. The coding region runs from base 69 to 656 and encodes 195 amino acids. Gene Ontology annotation, molecular function: glutathione transferase activity. The record is from RefSeq and is a predicted model, not a curated record.
CAGAGAGACGGCGUGGUGCUUCUGACUAUAGCGCCAUGUUUUCUGUUGUUUUUCAGGAACAUUGAAGCAUGGCUGGGAAGCCCAAGCUUUACUACUUCAAUGGACGAGGCAGAAUGGAAACCAUCCGGUGGCUCUUGGCUGCAGCUGGGGUCGAGUUUGAAGAAGAACUUUUUGAAACACGUGAAGAAUUUGAGAAAUUAAUCAAAGGUGGAACUCUGAUGUAUGAACAAGUGCCCAUGGUUGAAAUCGAUGGAAUGAAUUUGGUAGAAACCAGAGCCAUUCUAAGAUACAUAGCUGCAAAAUAUGACUUGUAUGGAAGGAACCUGAAGGAACAAGCCUGGAUCGACAUGUAUGUGGAAGGCUUGAAGGACCUGAGUGAUAUGAUUAUGUUCUUCCCACUCUCUCUGCCUGAAGAGAAGGAGAUGAACCUUGACUUCAUCCUUGAAAGAGCCACUAAAAGAUUCUUUCCUGUUUAUGAGAAGGCACUAAGAGAACACGGGCAAGAUUUUCUUGUGGGCAAUCGGCUGAGCUGGGCUGAUAUACAGCUCCUUGAAGUCAUCUUAAUGGUUGAAGAGUGCAAACCCAGUGUCCUCUCGGGUUUCCCUCUGCUACAGGUAAUGCUAUCCCAACAGCUCCUAAGGACUGCAGGAGAAUGAAUUCAUAAUCCUUUAAGAACCUACUAACUUCUUUAUGCCAAGACCUGUGCUAGUGAUACAAAGGUGCUCUAAAGAGACAUACCUCAGGUGGAGAGGAGGAGAGAAGAACAUAGACAGAAAACUUCAAUAUAUUGUGGUAAAUUAAAAAAUAAAGCAAUAUGGGAAAACAGAUGAGGGUCACCUGGACCA